CUCUCCGGGGCCCAUGUAUUAACAUUCUACUACAGGAGACAACCUGACGUAUGAAAAUUAUACUGGUCGAGUGUCUAAGUCUAUCGGAAUGAAGGGAAUUGUUCUCCCAUGUGAUCAUCAUCAUUUUCGUGCUCUAUUUCUAUUCCCAUCAUUUCAUCUUACGGUAGUUGGACUCAAAUUUGGACAUUUUAAGCACGGCAAGAUUUGCAUUUCCUUCUCAUAUACUGCAAGGGUUGUCAGUUUUGGUGAGAAAUGAUGCGUUUGCCGUAUUUGCAUGUAUUCGCAUGUUUUGGUGGUUAUUUUAACUUCAUGAUAAUUUGAUUUAAUCAUUUAUAUCGAAUAAACCAUGAGGUGGAUUUUUUUCUGUCAUACCCUGAAAACAUGCAAUUUAGUAAAAUUAUUGCUACUGAGUUAAGUUGAAAAAUAAAAUUUUAAUUGUUUAAUGAUCUUGGAAUAACCAGCUUUCAACGAACUCGCUGAAAUUCUAGAAGGUUUCGAGAAAUUGAAAAUUUCGGCAUUCUAAAAUUUUACAGGAAAGUCGUUUUUUUUUUGCCGGUCGCUGUAUAUUAUAAGGAUUGCUUUAAAAUGUCUUGGGGUUAAUUAUAUUGGUCUUUUAAAAAUGUCCUUUACAGUUAUCAUUGUAGAACACCGAAAUACGAAUUCAUAAAUUGCAGAUUCAUAUGAUCUAUGUAUGUAUAUUUCAUGUAUAAAUUUAAACCUUCUUAAUUUUUUUCAAAACAUUUACAAUGAAAAAGAAUAGAAUAAUCUUUUAUAAAAUACAAACCCACAUUUCUAUUUUUAUUAUUAUUCAAUAUAUUGCAGUUGUCAGAAAUAUUCAAUGGGAAAAUGACACCUAUUUUACAGAUGCAACUAUGAAGGCACCCACGAAAAGGAAACAACAAACUGUCACUGAAGACACCAAUCAAAAUUUCGCGACGCGUAAUAGUUCUGAAGAGAUUAAAAUCAGCAACGAUAACAUUUCAGUUCUAUCAAUUGAUGAAAGUGGUGGACGUUCAGACACAAGUACCACGUACUCAAGUGAUGAUGAACAAUUCAGUAAUAAUUUCAAGCUAAGCGGUCAACUUAAUCCAGACGAUAUACUGGAUGAGAAUGAAAACAGUACCCGUACCAAUUCACCACGCGGAUCAAACAUAGGUUGCAUAGCAGUGCACAACUCAUCGGAUAUCACUUUCGGGAACAAAACUUAUAUCAGAGGACAGGUUGUAAUCAAAAACGUUUAUCCGGAGAAGCAAGAAUCUAAGAUUGGGACUGAAAACAUAAAAACAGAUAAGCGGGAUAGGAAAUCAUCUAGGCUUAGAGCAAUUACUCGUAGUAGGCCACUCCUCAUCGUUUUAAUUUUGACAACGGCCGUAAUAGUUUUGUUAUGCGUCGUGUUCAAAGUUAUACCCUCAGGAUUAAAUCUAUUCAAAUCAUCUAUGAAUAUCGAAAAUCACAUUCUAAAUCGUAGUGUGUGGCUAGCUCAAACUCCAGCUCAGAUAAGUCCUUUAUUGGAGUUACCGGUAGACCGGGUAAUCAUUGCUCAUACUGUGACGGACGAAUGUUUGACACAGAAAGCAUGUAUCAAUACGGUUCGGCGGAUCCAGGAGCAACAUUUAAGAGAAGAUUAUGGUGAUAUUGGCUAUAAUUUUCUCAUCGGAGGAGAUGGUAAUAUUUACGAAGGUCGAGGAUGGCAUCACAUUGGAGCCUUCUUAGUUGGUCAAAACUCUAAAAGCCAUGGCAUUGCUUUCAUAGGUGACUACAGAUAUCAAAAACCUACGGAAAUACAGAUGGAGCUAUUAGAUGGUCUGCUUCAAAUGGGCGUCAGUCUAGGCGUAAUCACAGCUGAAUUUAAACUGUACGGUGCUAGACAGUGGCAGCAAACUAUAAGUCCUGGAGACCUUUUGUUUGCUAGAUUGAAGAACCAUGGGCACUUCAGUUUAGAUUAGUUGGGUUGUCCGCACAUGACAUAAGGAAAUUUUUACUGACGACUUUCUGCAUAGUUCCUAGAAUAACUAAGCAAAAUCUUACUUUUUACUCCACACAAACAAUGAAUAUUCGGAAAGAAAACGCCUUAGUUUAUGCAACUUAUAAGAUUAUUAAUUCAGUAGUAAUUAAAAUCAGUACAAUUCAGUACAUUACACGUUCUCCAAAAAUUAAUAUAAUUCAAGCAUUUUUCAAAAAAAAUGUAGGAAUGGCUUCCAAAAAUGCGUGGCACCAAAGUGGAUUCAAAGUUGUCUUGUUCUGAAAGAUGAUAAAUGGCAAUCGACG
Uranotaenia lowii is the source of this 2268-nucleotide messenger RNA. RefSeq names its product peptidoglycan-recognition protein LA-like. Bases 747 to 1946 code for a protein of 399 amino acids. Gene Ontology annotation, biological process: peptidoglycan catabolic process. The transcript is spliced from 5 exons. Lineage: Eukaryota; Metazoa; Arthropoda; Insecta; Diptera; Culicidae. Gene Ontology annotation, molecular function: zinc ion binding; N-acetylmuramoyl-L-alanine amidase activity. The record is from RefSeq and is a predicted model, not a curated record.